AUGUCAUCGUCCGGUAAAGACAACAGUGGCGCCCAACACGCCAAUUACGUGGGACCUUACCGUUUGGAGAAGACGCUCGGGAAAGGACAGACAGGGUUGGUCAAGCUGGGGAUCCACUGUGUAACAUGCCAGAAAGUCGCCAUAAAGAUUGUCAACCGCGAGAAACUCAGUGAGUCAGUCCUUAUGAAGGUGGAGCGGGAAAUAGCUAUUCUGAAGCUCAUAGAACACCCGCAUGUUUUAAAGCUACAUGAUGUCUACGAAAAUAAAAAAUACUUGUACCUUGUGCUAGAACAUGUGUCUGGCGGUGAGCUGUUUGACUACUUGGUGAAGAAAGGCAGGUUAACACCUAAAGAGGCCAGGAAAUUCUUCAGACAAAUCAUGUCUGCCCUGGAUUUUUGCCACAGUCAUUCUAUAUGCCACAGGGAUCUGAAGCCCGAGAACCUGUUGCUAGAUGAAAAGAACAACAUCAGGAUAGCAGACUUCGGCAUGGCCUCCCUUCAGGUUGGAGACAGUCUGCUGGAAACCAGCUGUGGAUCCCCACACUACGCCUGUCCAGAGGUCAUCAGGGGAGAGAAGUAUGACGGGAGAAAAGCAGACGUCUGGAGCUGUGGGGUCAUUCUUUUUGCCCUGUUGGUGGGUGCCCUGCCGUUUGAUGACGACAACCUGAGGAAUCUGCUAGAGAAGGUGAAGUUGGGAGUGUUUCACAUGCCACAUUUCAUCCCUCCAGACUGUCAGAACCUCCUCCGUGGCAUGAUUGAAGUGGAUGCCACCAAAAGACUAACGUUAGAACAGAUCCAGAAGCACACAUGGUACAUAGGGGGGAAGAACGAACCAGAGCCAGAGCAGCCUGUGCCCAGGAAGGUGACCAUCCGCAGCCUGCCCUCUGCAGACGACAUCGACCCAGACGUACUGGACAGCAUGCACUCCCUAGGCUGCUUCAGAGACAAAAACAAACUGCUGAAAGACCUGCUCUCAGAUGAUGACAACCAAGAAAAGAUGAUCUACUUCCUUUUACUGGACCGUAAGGAAAGAUAUCCAAGUCAGGAGGACCAGAACCUACCCCCUCGCAACGAGAUUGAUCCCCCAAAGAAGCGGGUGGACUCUCCCAUGUUGAACCGUCAUGGCAAGAGGAGACCAGAGAGGAAGUCCAUGGAGGUCCUCAGUGUCACAGACGGAGGCUCACCCGUACCGGCAAGGAGGGCUAUCGACAUGACACAGCACGGACAGAGGUCGCGGUCUAUUAGUGGAGCCUCCUCUGGCCUCUCCACCAGCCCCCUCAGCAGCCCACGGGUUACCCCUCACCCCUCCCCUCGAGGCAGCCCCCUCCCCACCCCAAAGGGCACCCCGGUGCACACUCCCAAGGACAGCCCGGCCGGGACCCCCACCCCGACGCCGCCCCCCAGCCCUUCCAUCGGAGGCAUGCCUUGGAGGACACGCCUCAAUUCCAUCAAAAACAGCUUCCUGGGCUCACCACGCUUCCACCGCAGGAAACUUCAAGUUCCCACACAAGAAGAGAUGUCCAGCCUCACACCAGAGUCUUCCCCAGAACUUGCCAAAAAAUCCUGGUUUGGUAACUUCAUCAACCUGGAAAAAGAGGAGCAGAUCUUCAUCGUCAUCAAUGACAAGCCUCUCAGCUCCAUCAAGGCAGACAUCGUUCAAGCCUUUCUCUCGAUCCCCAGCCUGAGCCACAGUGUGAUCUCCCAGACCAGUUUCCGAGCAGAGUACAAGUCCACGGCCGGCCCGACAGUCUUCCAGAAGCCGGUCAAAUUCCAGGUGGAUAUAACCUACACGGAGAGCACAGCUGCCACGAAGGAGAAUGGCAUCUACUCUGUCACCUUCACUCUGCUCUCAGGACCCAGUCGACGCUUCAAACGAGUAGUGGAGACGAUUCAGAGCCAGUUGUUAAGCACACAUGACCAGCCAGGGGUCCAACAGCUGUCCGGCAGCCCAUUGAGUAACUUCUUUGACGUAAUAAAACAACUUUUUUCAGACGAGAAGAACGGACAGGUGCCCUACCCCUCUGGCACACCCACCAAGCACUGCCCUUCGCCCAUUCACGUCCGGAGGCACGAGCAGGAAAAUAAUGACACCAAAUGCCCCGCUGCGGGCCGAGACAGAGUCAAGUUGUCGGUGGCGUCUUUGGGGACACAGGAGGAGUCUUAG
Anoplopoma fimbria (sablefish) is the source of this 2163-nucleotide messenger RNA. RefSeq names its product BR serine/threonine kinase 2a (gene brsk2a). Gene Ontology annotation, cellular component: cytoplasm. Lineage: Eukaryota; Metazoa; Chordata; Actinopteri; Perciformes; Anoplopomatidae. The coding region runs from base 1 to 2163 and encodes 720 amino acids. Gene Ontology annotation, biological process: microtubule cytoskeleton organization; intracellular signal transduction; protein phosphorylation. Gene Ontology annotation, molecular function: protein serine/threonine kinase activity; ATP binding; tau-protein kinase activity. The record is from RefSeq and is a predicted model, not a curated record. The transcript is spliced from 19 exons.